Messenger RNA from Salvia hispanica, 674 nucleotides. It is a transcript of the gene GRI, whose product is annotated as Stigma-specific Stig1 family protein. The record is from RefSeq and is a predicted model, not a curated record. NCBI's taxonomy places the organism in Eukaryota, Viridiplantae, Streptophyta, Magnoliopsida, Lamiales, Lamiaceae.
UUAAAUCCCUUCAUUUCCACUUUACAUGCUAGAGGAGAGACAAUGGCCAAAACCCUAAAUAUCCUCAAUCUCUUCACCAUUCUCUCCCUUGUACUAUUCCUCCAACAUUUCCAAACCUCCCUAUCUUUGGAGGAUGAGGAGAUCGAGGGCGACUUCUACGUCCUCGACUCCACCCCCACUAGCACCAGCGCGAGGCCAAGAACCAGCCGGUUCUUGACCUCCGCGGUGAAGAAGAUCAAGAAGGGCACGAGCUGCGACGCGAAGACAAACCCUUACGUGUGCAACGGGGUGUGGGCGAACAAGGGCACGAGCCUUCUCUACUGCUGCAAGAAGCACUGUCGCAACGUGCUAGGCGACCGCAACAACUGCGGGGUGUGCGGCCACAAGUGCCGCUUCGGGGAGCGGUGCUGCGGCGGCGUUUGCACGAAUGUUUUGGGGAACAAUGCUAAUUGUGGGAAGUGUGGCAAAAAGUGUUCUCGUGGGGUCAAGUGUGAGUAUGGCUACUGUGGAUAUGCAUGAGGUGUUUUUGCUUGCUAGUUUGGAUAGUUCCUUUCUUAAUUGAUGGAUUCAUUUUAGAAUUUAUUUGAAUUGUAACUCAUAAAUUUCUUAUUUAUAUACUACAUCACAAUCCGUGCUCUCUAAAUGAAAUAACUUCACUUCAUGUGUUUGCCAAA